Messenger RNA from Trichomonas vaginalis G3, 339 nucleotides. Its product is annotated as chitinase family. The record is from RefSeq and is a predicted model, not a curated record. Bases 1 to 339 code for a protein of 112 amino acids. Lineage: Eukaryota; Parabasalia; Trichomonadida; Trichomonadidae. The transcript has a single exon.
AUGCUUGCGGCGCUCUUAUUCGUUCGUCAAGUUCCUAGAAUCCCUAGGUACCAUAGGCAAAUCCCACAGUUCAGCGUUGGACGUCCACAUAAGUUCGUUCACGACAGAUACGAGACAUUUCGUCGUUAUCCAUUACCAAAACCACAUCGUCGCCACCAGAGAAUCCCAAUGCGCCAGCCAGAUGAAAACAUUUUCAUCCCAUUCAUUGGAGAAGUCCCACUUCCAGAAAUUAAGUUACCACCUCUUCCAGAGAUCAAGUUACCACCACUCCCACAGAUCAGAUUACCAGAAAUCAAGUUACCAGAGAUCAGACUCCCAUGGCUCCAAUUGCUCCAGUAA